This is a messenger RNA of Megachile rotundata (alfalfa leafcutting bee), 3426 nucleotides long. RefSeq names its product disc proliferation abnormal (gene dpa). Gene Ontology annotation, cellular component: MCM complex; nucleus. Gene Ontology annotation, molecular function: ATP hydrolysis activity; single-stranded DNA helicase activity; single-stranded DNA binding. The record is from RefSeq and is a predicted model, not a curated record. Gene Ontology annotation, biological process: mitotic DNA replication initiation; DNA strand elongation involved in DNA replication; DNA replication. Lineage: Eukaryota; Metazoa; Arthropoda; Insecta; Hymenoptera; Megachilidae.
CGAUUUGAACCCUCGAUGGAAACGUAGUCAAUUUGAAAAUCUGAAAUUUCUAAAUUCGCUAAUUACCCAAUAAAAGUUUGUGUUGCAAGUUCAGUCGCUCAGUGAGGAUGUGUCUUAACAAGUAAUGUGAUAGUCUCCAUGGAAAUUCACAAUAGUUUUAUAGCAUAAGUGCCAUCUGGAGUCAUUUUCCAAUCAAACUUUCGAAACGCGGGAAAGUAGCUUUAAUGCUUUCUGUUGAACUGUUACAAAUUAGAAAAAUAUCUAAGAAAUCAUGUCAAGUCCUAUGAGAUCUCCAGCUGCAGAUAGUCCACGGAGAACUCCUAGAAGACAAGCUACACGGUCUCCUUCUGUUUUUGGUACUCCCCGUACUCCUCGUGCUGCAACUCGAAAUGAAGGUGACAAUAAUGUAGAAACUCCAUUAAGAUGGGGCACCAGUGGUACCAGACAAAAUCCUUUACAAUCUGGAAGUCGACCAGCUACAAUUGUUGCUUCUUCGGAACAUGAAAGUGCAUUCAGUUCCAAUGAUGCUUCUGGUCAAAUUAAUGGAUCAGAAAGUGGUUUACAAUUAUCUUCGCCAGUUAAUUAUGGCACUCCUAGUUCCCUAGGAUCAAUUCGUACUCCAAGAAGUGGAAUACGUGGUACUCCAAUUCGUCAUAGACCUGACAUUAAUACGGAUCGGCAUUUACGACAGUUUCCAUUACAAGAUCCAAUUCCAGAAGUUCCGAAUGCUGUAAGAACAUCAGAAAGCGAUACAGCAGGACCUCAUUUAGUUGUUUGGGGAACAAAUGUGGUUAUAAGUCAAUGUAAAGAGCAAUUUAAAAUAUUUUUCCAAAAAUUUAUUGAUCCUGAAGCAGAAAAUGAUGAACUACCAGAAAAUAUGAAUUUAUCAGAACCGUUAUAUCUUCAGAAAUUAGAAGAAAUACAUACUUUAGAAGAACCAUAUUUGAAUGUUAAUUGUGCUCAUGUAAAAGUUUUUAGUAAUCAUCUUUAUCAACAAUUAGUUUCUUACCCUCAAGAAGUUAUACCAACAUUAGAUAUGGCAGCAAAUGAAUUGUUCUUUGAAAAAUUUCCUGCAGCAGUUUUAGAACACCAGAUUCAAGUGCGUCCUUUCAAUGUAGACAAAAUUAAAACUAUGAGAGAAUUAGAUCCUACUGAUGUGGAUCAGUUGAUUACAAUACCUGGAAUGGUGAUCAGAGUCUCAAGAUUAAUUCCGCAAAUGCGAGAAGCUUACUUUAAAUGUAGCGUUUGUUCCUUUACGACUCUUGUUGAGAUUGAAAAGGGAAGAACUAAAGAACCAACAGUAUGUGCACAUUGCACACAUAAAUACUCUUUCACUUUAGUACAUAAUUUAAGUCAUUUUUCUGAUAAACAAAUGAUCAAAUUACAAGAAGCUCCUGAUGAAAUGCCACAAGGACAAACUCCUUAUACUAUUGUUUUAUUUGCACAUAAUAACUUAGUAGAUGCAGUUAUGCCUGGAGACAGAGUUUCUGUUACUGGAAUUUAUAGAGCAGCAACACAUAAACCUAAUUUUGAGCAUAAUUUACAUGCUAUCUACAAAACAUUUAUUGAUGUAGUCCAUUUUAGAAAGCAAGAUUCUAAACGAUUAUAUAAUCAAGAAGAUGGUAAGGAACACAAUUUUACACCAGAAAGAAUCGAAGCUUUGAAAGCAUUAUCACAAAAGAGUAAUAUCUAUGAACAAUUAGCAAAACAAAUUGCUCCUAGUAUAUAUGCUAAUGAUGAUGUAAAAAAAGGAAUUAUAUUACAAUUAUUUGGUGGAACUCGAAAAUCCUCUACUGUAUAUGGUAAACAUUUUCGACCUGAUAUAAACAUGCUACUAUGUGGUGAUCCUGGAACAAGUAAAUCACAACUAUUGCAAUAUGUUUAUAACUUGGUACCCCGAUCUCAAUAUACAAGUGGAAAAGGUUCUAGUGCAGUUGGUUUAACAGCUUACAUAACAAAAGACCCAGAAACCAAGCAACUAAUAUUACAAACAGGCGCAUUAGGACUUGCGGAUAAUGGAAUAUGUUGUAUUGACGAAUUUGACAAAAUGAAUGAAAAUGCAAGAUCAAUAUUACAUGAAGUAAUGGAACAACAGACUUUAAGUAUUGCUAAAGCUGGAAUUAUUUGUCAGUUAAAUGCUAGAACUAGUAUACUUGCUGCUGCUAAUCCGUGUGAAUCUCAAUGGAAUAAAAACAAAACAGUCGUUGAAAAUGUAAGAUUACCACAUACUCUACUUUCUCGGUUUGAUCUCAUUUUUUUAAUGUUAGAUCCACAAAGUGAUUCGUAUGAUAGUAAACUUGCAUCUCACAUGGUGUCUUUAUACUAUAAAACGACAGAAGAAACCGAAGAUGAACAAAUAGAUAAAAACGUUGUUCGUGAUUAUUUAGUUUUUGCAAAGGAACAUAUUCAUCCCGUUCUCAAUGAAGAAAGUCAACAGAGAUUAAUACAAGCUUACGUUGACAUGAGAAGAGUUGGAAGAGGACGUGGACAAAUUACAGCUUAUCCCAGACAAUUAGAAUCUUUGAUACGAUUAGCUGAAGCUCAUGCGAAAGUACGAUUAAGUUCUAUUGUCGAACCACAGGAUGUUGAAGAAGCAUGGAGAUUACACAGAGAAGCUUUGAAGCAAUCUGCUAUUGAUCCUCUAAGUGGUAAAAUAGAUAUAAGCAUAUUAACUACAGGUAUAUCUUCAGUAGCUAGAAAAAGGAAGAAGGAGUUAUGUGAUGUAAUUCAAAAAUUAAUUGAAAAGAAGGAUAAAGUUCAUAUACUUAACCAACAGAAACUUUUAGCUGAAAUAAGACAAUCUUCCGAACUGCUGAUUAACAGAGAUAUGUUUGAGGAUGCUCUAAGGGAAUUACAAGACAAUGGAUUGAUAACAAUAAUCGGCAAGAAUAGCAUCCGCAUUUCUUAAUUAAUCACACAUAUUUUUAUUAUUUUUAUAAAGGAUUUGAACAUGAUUUUUAACAUAUGCGUUAAACGUAAUGAAUCAUUAAGAAAUUAGUUUUACACACACACAUACAUAUAUAUGUACAUGCAAGUUUUUUUAUUUCCUGAAUUUAUAUUAAACAUAUUUUUAUAAUGUCAAUAAACUAUUUUGUCAUUGCCUUUUUGGUUGUUUUACGUCUUUACUAUUCUACUAUAUUGCUCAUUUUACAAAUUCAAAUGUGUAAGUCCGGAUAUUCGAAUUGAGUACUCAUAUCCGGUUCUCGAAUCGAAGUUCGAAUUAUGACGAGCACUCCAACUCCCGAGUAUUUAGUUACCUGAUCGGUAGGAAUUACACAGGACCGUAAAUUAUUCAAUACAUAUUUUUGUUUUAACGUAAAACUUUAAAAAUCAGUGUAUUAUAUUACGAAUUAUAUUACGCAAACGUAUAUCAUAAAAUUUCCGUAUUUUAUUAGAACAACAUCCACAAUUGUUAACUUAACGCAU